AUGGAUGAUCUCAGCUUCGUCGUCGAGUGGCUUCCAACGCUGCCGGCCCUCGAGACGCUCUGCUUGGGUCAUGGAAUGCUGGAUCACUUGCCCGCUCCCAUCCCACACGAUUGCCUCCGCCAUGUAUCCUUCGACACGUUUUUGAUGUCGGCGGAGGAGGUCACUUUGCUUCUGGACUGGACGUGUGGCCUUGUGCGCCUGGAGCAUAUCUCGUUCCGCAACAUCUAUUUGGGUGAAGGCCCGCGCGCGUCGAUGCAGCGUGCACUGCGCCAUUGGUUCAGUCGUGCCAACAUCACGUACGUGCGAUUGGCAUGCUGCGACCUCGACGAGGAUGCGGUGGCUGACGUUGCCAGCGCGCUCGGCUCGAGUACCUGGCCGUUGGCGCUGGACCUCGUGCAAAACGAUCAACUGGAUCUACAAGGAGCGUGCCGUCUCUUGGACGCUCUGGCGCCGCUGGCUACUUGCACGCUACGAGUGACCCUCGUCGCGAAGGAUCGCAAUGAGAUCUUGUCGUAUGCGCACCAGCUUCCCAUGAUAAUCGACGACAGCGGCGAUGACGAGUACACGUUCUUUAGCGGUGGUCGUGUUUAG
Saprolegnia parasitica CBS 223.65 is the source of this 591-nucleotide messenger RNA. RefSeq lists its product as hypothetical. The record is from RefSeq and is a predicted model, not a curated record. The transcript has a single exon. Bases 1 to 591 code for a protein of 196 amino acids. NCBI's taxonomy places the organism in Eukaryota, Oomycota, Saprolegniomycetes, Saprolegniales, Saprolegniaceae.